Messenger RNA from Solanum pennellii, 642 nucleotides. RefSeq lists its product as uncharacterized. NCBI's taxonomy places the organism in Eukaryota, Viridiplantae, Streptophyta, Magnoliopsida, Solanales, Solanaceae. Gene Ontology annotation, molecular function: zinc ion binding; nucleic acid binding. The record is from RefSeq and is a predicted model, not a curated record. Bases 1 to 642 code for a protein of 213 amino acids. The transcript is spliced from 4 exons.
AUGGCGCAGGUCAUCACUAUGCAGGCCCAGGCCAUGACUGCCCAGGUCAAUCGGCAGAAUGUUGAGAGAGAGAACCCACCAGUGCGUAGCAUGGCUGACAGACUACGAGACUUCACGAGGAUGAAUCCUCCUAUCUUUAUAGGGUCCAAAAUUUCAGAGGAUCCCCAGGAGUUUGUGGACGAGGUCAACAAGAUUUUGGUGGCCAUGGCAGCCACUAAUACUGAGAAGGUAGAAGACAGACUGAAGAGGAGGGGCGUUCGUGAUGCUAGGAGGCCUAAGCCUUCUGAUCAAGCAGGUCCUACCAAUGGAGGAAACAAGAACAACUUCAGUGUUCGUGAACAGCCCAGAAAGGACUGUGCUAAGUGUGGCCGUGCUCACAGCGGAGAGUGCAGACAGGGCCCUAAUGCCUGUUUCGGAUGCGGUAAGAGUGGACACAUGGUCAGGGACUUCCCACAGAACAGGGGUCAGGCUGGAGAUGUGGAUGAUUUGCGGACUAAGAUUGUUGCAGAGGCUCAUGGUUCCAGAUAUUCCAUACAUCCAGGUUCCACCAAUAUGUAUAAUGAUCUUAAGAAGAUCUAUUGGUGGGAUGGCAUGAAGAAAGAUAUUGCUAAGUAUGUGGCUGAGUGUCCUAAUUGUCAAUAG